AUGAACCCAGUCCACCUAAUUUACAAGGAAUUUUCAAAAGAACCAACCUUCCAGUUCUUCACAAGAGGAGGAAACAAAAUGGAAUACGCACAUGUCCAGAUGUUCAUGGAAAAGCUGAAGCAGCUGAUAUACUCCGAUGAUAUUCCAAUGAUCAACAACCCAUCAAUCUUAUGUGAAAGGCCUCAAUUCCAACUGCUUUAUGAAGAGCUUGACUCCAUGAUGCAAACCCUUUUCAACCACGAAGACCAAGAUCUAUACAACUUUGAAAAAGUGAGAAAACUGAAGAAAAGAUUCAAAGCUACAGCUGAAGAGGCAGAAGAUAUCGUCGAUAUUUUUCUAUCUGCUGUCUACUGUAGAUAUAACGAGUAUUUCACUAUCUCUGAUGUCUUUCAAACCUCUCUGAAUCUUGAGGAUGUUAUAAGAUCAAUUAAGUCUAUCAAAGUGGAAUUCAUGACUGCAAAAAUCGAUCAUAUGAAGAUGGAUUCGUCUCAAAGAACUGACAGACUGCCGAUGAAGUUAGCUUCCGUUGCUGGAACUUCCAACACUAGAAAUUUGGUAGGAUCCAAGAAAGCAGUGGAAAAAAUCGUCGUGGGGAUUGAUCGUGAUGCUGAGAUUAUACGGGACAAACUUGUUGAAGAUGGAAAGCAUUUGGAUGUGGUCUCUAUUGUUGGUAUGGGUGGACUCGGUAAGACUACCCUUGCAAAGAAAGUGUUCACUGAUCCUUAUGUUGUAUAUCAUUUUCAUGUCCGUGGAUGGGUCACUGUUUCACAAACGUAUGACAAGAGGGACCUAUUGAUUCAAGUUCUGUCAUCCAUAGAUAAACAAUUAGAGCUUGAAGAAGCAACAAACUCUCAACUUCAUGAAAAGCUGCACAAACGCCUAAACCGUCAGAAAUAUUUGAUUGUCAUUGAUGAUAUCUGGAGUAAAGAGGCAUGGGAUAAGCUGAAAUUAUUUUUCCCUGAUGAUAACACUGGAAGUCGCAUUGUGCUUACUACUCGACUCACUGAAGUUGCUUCGCACGCAAAAUCACACGGACUUAUUCAUCAUUUACAACAUUUGUCAGAUGACGAAAGUUGGAAGUUGUUGUGUGAGAAGGCGUUCCAAGAAGAUGAAUGUCCUGAAUGGUUGAUUGAACCUGGAAAGCAAAUUGCAAAAAACUGUCAUGGAUUGCCGCUUUCUGUGGUUGUGAUGGCAGGAGCUUUAGCAAAAGAAGCAAGGAGUCAAGAUUUGUGGGUAAAAAUUUCUUGCAGUGUGCAUUCUUACAUUGCUAGUGAUGAGAAAGGAUGUCUGGAAACAAUAGCAUUAAGUUACCACCAUUUACCUCUUCACUUGAGAGACUGCUUUCUCUAUCUGGGAGGGAUUCCAGAAGACUCUUGGAUCGUUGCACGAACGUUGAUCCUGUUAUGGAUGGCUGAGGGAUUUAUACAGGAUGAUGGAUGUCGAAGCUUGGAGGAAAUCGGGAAGGGUUACCUAAUGGAUCUGGUUGACAGAAAUCUUCUUAUUGUAGAAGAAUUGUAUAUUACAGGUGAUGUCCAAUUUUGUAAAGUCCAUGAUCUUGUGAGGCAGCUAUCUGUGGAAAAGGGAAAAGAAGAAAACUUCUUCCUCAAAAUAGAACCACCAUCUAGUGGUCUUUGUGAUAUCAUAGGAAAACAAAUCAAUAAAUUAAGAAAUCGGAAAAAGGCAAUUACCACACAUGAGCAAUGCCGUGUGGUCACAAAUCAAGAAAUCGACAUUAUGAGUUUGUGUCGUCAGUCCACCCCAAAUAUUAGAUCGCUUUUGUGCAAUCAUAGGAAAACAACCUUUACUGACAAUAUCUCAAAGUUUUUCCGGUCGUUUGCACUUCUUAGGGUGUUAAAUCUAGAAAGAUGUGAAUUGAUAGAUUUUUCCCCCAGUUUAGCAUUACUAGUUCACUUAAGGUACCUUGAAAUUUGGAUUUCAUUAUUCCCAUCAUCAAUAUGCAAUUUAUGGAACCUUCAAUCCCUCCUUGUUAGAACAAGUUCUAGUUCUAUGCUUUUACCUAGUAGCAUAUCGAAUUUGGUGAAUCUGAGGCAUUUAGGCUGUAAUGCAGAUCUUUUUCUUCCUUCUAUUGGAAAACCUAUGAAACUGGAAUCUAUUUCGAAUGUGGUGGUGGGAGUUGGGGUAGAUAAUUUUAAGAAAUAUUUUCCACGUGAGGAGCAGUUUCAACGACUAAAAAUAUUGAGACUUGAAGAGUUAAAUAUCAAACAAUUGGAAGCCUCAAGUAUUAACUUUCCAUGUCUCAAAGAAUUAGAGGUGGUGAAUUGUGUUGAUCUUGAAGAGAUACCCCUUGAAUUAGGGGACAUCUCAACGCUUGAGUGUAUUUACGUUGUGAAUUGUUGUGCUUCUCUUCUCGUAUCCCUUCAAAAAAUACGACAGGAGCAAGAUGUUGUGGGAAACUAUGAACUGGAGAUCAUAGUUGAUGAAAGGAAUAUGCCCUCUUGUGUACCCAGGAAUGACGAUUAA
Molecule: messenger RNA, 2481 nt
Organism: Lactuca virosa
Lineage: Eukaryota; Viridiplantae; Streptophyta; Magnoliopsida; Asterales; Asteraceae
Source: the annotation of a GenBank genome assembly